UCUCUUCAUCUCUCUCUCUCAAUCACCUCAUCGCAAUCGCUUGCCGCCGCGGCUACAGCCCUCCCUCCUUCAUAGCUGUAGCUGCAGCCUUCGGUCCUCCAUCGCGUAUCGCAGUUGUGGCCCUCCUCCUUGCAGUUGUGGCCACACCAUCACCUCCGCAGCCUCACCUAUGCACCCUCGCCCUUGCAUCCACCUUCCAUCACCUUCUUUAACAAUUUUCUCUACCUCAGAACUGCCCUUGAACAUGCUUCUCACAAUUUCUGGACACGCGAGGUGAAGCAUGUCAAAAAAAGUUGACUGCGUGUCGAAUUUUUCGACACAUGUUGACCGCGUGUCUGAACGUGUACAAGCAUAUCUAAAUGUGUCGGACACGUGUCGAGGUGUCCAAUAUGACAAAGAAGCUCCUAAAACGUGUCCGUGCAUCAUAGUAUACGAGUAGGCGAAGAUGUAACUUGGCCAAGAAGACAUGGAGUAGAUACUGGGGCUACCCUUCUUCUUCUUUUUUCCCAAAGUAUCGUGAAAAAGGUUGCUUCGUUAUAUUUCAAUUUGCUUUUCUCAUGUUGCAAUGAUGAAAUUUUAGAAGGUAGUACAAAGGUCGGAGAAAAGAUAUCUAUCUUGUGGAGUACAUAUCUGGGUAAGGUGGCAUUUACAUUUGUUUUCCAAGAAUACCCUUCUAUGUAGUUUUCUUUUGUUUCAUUUAAUACAGCCUAAUAUUGAAACUAUGGGAUCAGGAGCAAAAGUAUCAUAUCUUAAACUGAGAAAAUUAUCAAGAGUGAGCUUAAGUUUAAGCCCAUCAAUAUAUCUAAUUAGAUAUAUUUUUACUCAAAAAUUUAUUAAAAAGUUUAAGUUAAAAAAUUAUGAGCAAACUAGAAUAUAUAUUAACUUUUCUACUCCAUAUCAAUUUUUCAAUGUUGGACUUUUAUAACACAAUUCACACGUGUAUUGCUAUCCCUCACAUGCGAGCUCAAUUUUACAUCUCCUUCCCAUUUGUUCAAGUAUCUUGAUGUCUUAACCACAUCUGUAAAGAUCCAUAAUCAUUUAUUAGGAUGCACAAUAAAAGUCCAAUAUCUUUAGCCGGGAAAUUUCAAAGAGAGGACUCAAGUCUUAAUCCGGCAACUUAUUUAUUUAGACACCUUUACUCAAAAGUUUAUGUUAAUGAUUUAUAAGUUAUGAACCAAUUAUGAUAUAUAUUAAUAGUUCUAUACUCACAGUUCUAUACUCACGUACAUCUUUCCAGAAACUUUUUGAUCUGACUAAUUCAUCUUCCUUGAAAAACAUAAAUCUCUUUGUCUACAUGCAGUGCUAUAGAAAGCGUGACCCUUAAAAAUACGCUAGGUGAAAGAUACUGAAAUUUGAACAAUAAAUCUAUCACACUCCCAAAAUAAACGUUAACGUGUUAAAUUUCAGUUGCUGCGCUCUCUUUUUAGAGUAAUACCUUUGUGAACUUUCAACGUUGAAAUGGAAGUUCGCGAGAACAGUCAAAACACGUCUCAAUUGCCAUCGGAGUCCAGCAAUAAAUUUUCAAGAGCGACAAAAAGAAAAGCAGGUAGGACAAUUUUCCACAGUAUGAUCGAUCAAGGAAGGUUCUGCAUUUAUAUUAAUUUUCAUCAGAAUUUUUAUUGGCAACAAUGUCAAUUCGUCCUUCUCCUCCUAAGCACCAAUCAUCAUUUAAAUACAAUCACAGAAGACACUAACAAAGCAAACCCAGUGGUCUUGCUGUGGGGAGCCGGAAGCAUGAAACACUACCAUUUCAUACUCGUACAUGGCGCCGGCCACGGCGCGUGGAGCUGGUACAAGCUCAAGCAUCGGCUCGAGUCGGCCGGCCACCGCGUCACAGCGCUUGACCUCGCUGCCUCUGGCACCAACACAAAGUCCAUACACCAUGUCCACGCGUUCCGCGAGUACACCGAGCCACUGCUGGAGCUCCUGGCCUCACUCGGGGCGCACGAGAGGGCAAUCCUCGUCGGCCACAGCUUGGGCGGCUUGAACUUGGCUCUCGCUGCCGACAGGUUCCCAGACAAGAUAUCGGUAGCUGUUUUCCUGGCGGCUUUCAUGCCAGACACCGCACAUAGGCCGUCAUACGUGCUGGAAGAGUAUUGCGCGAGGGCUCCGGAGGGAGCAUGGUUAGACACUUUUUUCACGCCCAUCGGAAAGCCUGACAAACCCUUGACGUCCAUGUUCUUCGGCCCCGACUUCUUGUCAUCCAAGCUCUACCAGUUGUCUCCUCUUGAGGAUCUGGAGCUUGGUAAGAUCUUGGUGAGGCCGGGUUCGUUGUUCUUGGAAGACCUGAGCACGUCAAGCAACUUCACCCGCGAAGGGUACGGGUCCACGACCCGGGUCUAUGUGGUAUCCAAACAAGAUCUGGGGAUGCCCCCGGAGUUCCAAAAGUGGAUGAUCGCAAGCAGCGGGGCGCACCACGUCGUGGAGGUGGACGGGGCGGAUCACAUGCCCAUGCUCUCGAAGCCGCAGGAGAUCUGUGAUUGUCUGUUGGAGAUUGGGGCCAAAUACGAACAUGCCUAACAUUUGCCACGGCAUUAGGGGGCUUUGGUUCUUCUCGAUGGUUUGCAAUUUCAUUUGUCGGAUUCUUGAGUUUGGUUUGUAAUUCCUUUUCAGUUCUCGCGUCGAGGUAAUCCAAAUCCAGCAACAGUCCAACCCAA
Messenger RNA from Eucalyptus grandis, 2657 nucleotides. Its product is annotated as salicylic acid-binding protein 2. The record is from RefSeq and is a predicted model, not a curated record. Gene Ontology annotation, molecular function: methyl indole-3-acetate esterase activity; methyl jasmonate esterase activity; methyl salicylate esterase activity. The transcript is spliced from 3 exons. Gene Ontology annotation, biological process: jasmonic acid metabolic process; salicylic acid metabolic process. The coding region runs from base 1459 to 2520 and encodes 353 amino acids. NCBI's taxonomy places the organism in Eukaryota, Viridiplantae, Streptophyta, Magnoliopsida, Myrtales, Myrtaceae.